Molecule: messenger RNA, 147 nt
Organism: Haemonchus placei
Lineage: Eukaryota; Metazoa; Nematoda; Chromadorea; Rhabditida; Trichostrongylidae
Source: the annotation of a GenBank genome assembly
AUGCGCUUUUAUCAACUUGUGAUGUUAUUAUGUGGUCUCAUAUUCUGCCAUUCUUUGGUGAAAGCCCAGUUUGGAUGGCGAUGUGGUUACGUUGGCGGUUGGUGCGGAAGUGAAAAAUGGAGAGGACGAGAGUUUUCAGGCGGUUAG